Messenger RNA from Dipodomys ordii (Ord's kangaroo rat), 5146 nucleotides. It is a transcript of the gene Ptpn21, whose product is annotated as protein tyrosine phosphatase, non-receptor type 21. The coding region runs from base 275 to 3817 and encodes 1180 amino acids. NCBI's taxonomy places the organism in Eukaryota, Metazoa, Chordata, Mammalia, Rodentia, Heteromyidae. Gene Ontology annotation, cellular component: cytoskeleton. Gene Ontology annotation, biological process: protein dephosphorylation. The transcript has 19 exons. Gene Ontology annotation, molecular function: protein tyrosine phosphatase activity. The record is from RefSeq and is a predicted model, not a curated record.
CUUCCUGGGCCUGCAGAACUCAGUCCUCCCCUUUUCACCCAGGAUGGCGUUUGAGGCCUCACCUGCCCUUUCAGCGCUGGCCUGGUCGUUCCUUUCUGGCGGUCUUUGGCGACUUCGUUGUUUUUUAAUGGCUGCAGCGGCUGCUGGGUGAGCUGUGGGAGCCUGGACUGCAGUUCCUCUGGACAGGAGAGGGUCACUUCGUGCCAGCCUCCUCCUCACUGGAUCGGUGUUGGGGGCUCUUCCCUCAUAGCCUCUCCACGAUCGAAGGGAGAAGAUGCCUCUGCCUUUUGGAUUGAAAUUGAAGCGCACUCGGCGCUACACGGUCUCCAGCAAGAGCUGCCUGGUCGCCCGGAUCCAACUGCUCGAUAAUGAGUUUGUGGAGUUUACGCUGUCGGUGGAGAGCACUGGCCAGGAGAGCCUUGAAGCUGUGGCCCAGAGACUGGAGUUGAGGGAGGUCACUUACUUCAGCCUCUGGUACUACAAUAAGCAGAAUCAGCGCCGAUGGGUAGAUCUGGAAAAACCUCUGAAGAAACAGCUGGAUAAAUACGCACUGGAGCCUACCGUGUACUUUGGAGUGGUGUUUUACGUGCCUUCCGUUUCCCAGCUGCAGCAGGAGAUUACCAGGUAUCAGUAUUACUUGCAGCUGAAGAAAGAUAUCUUGGAAGGAAACAUUCCUUGUACAUUAGAGCAAGCAAUUCAUUUAGCAGGCUUAGCGGUGCAAGCUGAUUUUGGUGACUUUGAUCAGUAUGAAUCCCAAGACUUUCUUCAGAAAUUUGCCUUAUUUCCUGUGGAGUGGUUACAGGAUGAAAAAGUAUUGGAAGAAGCAACCCAGAAAGUGGCCUUACUACAUCAGAAAUACAGGGGGCUUACAGCUCCAGAUGCUGAAAUGCUGUAUAUGCAGGAGGUGGAGAGAAUGGAUGGCUACGGAGAAGAGAGUUACCCUGCCAAGGACAGCCAAGGGAGCGACAUAUCCAUCGGAGCCUGUCUAGAAGGUAUCUUUGUGAAACACAAGAACGGGAGGCCUCCUGUGAUAUUUAGGUGGUAUGACAUUGCGAACAUGUCCCACAACAAGUCCUUUUUUGCGUUAGAGCUGGCAAGUAAAGAGGAGACCAUCCAGUUUCAAACAGAAGACAUGGAAACAGCAAAGUACGUGUGGAGACUCUGUGUUGCACGACACAAAUUUUAUAGGCUGAACCAGUGUAACCUGCAAACUCAGGCUGUUGCCACAAACCCAAUCAGAAGGAGGUCAUCUUCAAGGAUGUCUCUGCCGAAACCCCAGCCCUAUGUGAUGCCCCCUCCACCCCAGCUGCAUUACAAUGGACAUUACACGGAGCCAUAUGCAUCUUCCCAAGAUAACCUCUUUGUGCCCAACCAGAAUGGCUACUACUGCCACUCGCAGACGAGUUUGGAUAGAGCGCAGAUGGAGCUCGGCGGUAGGAUCCGCAACGGCAGCGUGUACAGUGCCCACAGCACCAACUCCCUCAACACCCCCCAGUCCUUCCUGCAGCCCUCGCCCAUGUCCUCCAACCCCAGCAUCACGGGCAGCGACGUCGUGAGGCCUGACUACGUCCCGUCCCACCGGCACAGCGCCCUGAUCCCCCCGUCCUACCGCCCGACCCCCGACUACGAGACGGUGAUGAAGCAGCUCAACCGCGGCCUGGCCCAGGCCGAGCGGCACAGCCACUCGCUGCGCAACCUCAGCAUCGGCAGCUCCUACGCCUACAGCCGGCCCGACGCCCUGGUCUACAGCCAGCCCGAGAUCCGGGAGCACGCGCAUCUCGCCUCGCCCCAGGCGGCGCCCGGCCCCUUCGCCCUCAACUACAGCUUCCACCGCCAGUCGCCCUACCCGUACCCCGCCGAGCGGCGGCCCGUGGUGGGCGCCGUCAGCGUGCCCGAGCUGACCAACGUGCAGCUGCAGGCCCAGGACUACCCGGCCCCGAACAUCAUGAGGACGCAGGUGUACCGCCCGCCCCCGCCCUACCCCUACCCCAGGCCGGCCAACAGCACCCCGGACCUGUCCCGCCACCUGUACAUCAGCAGCAGCAAUCCGGAUCUCAUCACCCGGCGGGUGCACCACUCGGUGCAGACCUUCCAGGAGGACAGCCUGCCCGUGGCCCACUCGCUGCAGGAGGUCAGCGAGCCGCUCACGGCCGCCAGCCACGCGCAGCUGCACAAGAGGAACAGCAUUGAGAUCGCGGGCCUCGCCCACGGCGUGGAAGGCCUGCGGCUCAAGGAGAGGACCCUGUCGGCCUCGGCGGCCGACGCGGUCCCGAGGGCCCUCUCCGCCGGCUCCCAGUCCAGCAUCUUCGCCGACAGAGCCAAGCAAGAGGAGAGCGAGGGGCAGCAGCAGCAGGAGGGCGGGAGCUACGGCCACAAGAAGUCUCUGUCGGAGGCCACCAUGCUGAUCCACAGCAGCGAGGAGGACGAGGACCAGGAGGAGGACCGCCGCUCGCAGGCCCUGGCCGCCCGGCUGGAGCCCCGGCCCCCCGCCCCCUACUGCCCCGAGCCACAGCCGAGCUACCCCUGCGCUCCGGUCAGUGCCCUCAGCGGCCCUCUCCACAUACUCGAGCCCAAGCCCCACGUCACAGAGACGGAGAAGAGGGCCAGGGACUUCAGCCCCCUGCACCUGGUUGCGGAAGGACAGCGGCCCCGGAGGGACGGACGGCUGACGCCCUCCAUGUCCGAGUCCGACCUCACCACGUCCGGGAGAUACCGAGCCAGGCGGGACUCUCUGAAGAAGAGGCCCGUGUCAGAUCUCCUCUCCGGGAAGAAGCACGUGGUGGAAGGACGUCCCCCGGUCGGGGGAAUGAAAAAGUCUCGAGUGGAUGCAAAAAAAAUUGGCCCCCUUAAGUUGGCUGCCCUCAACGGACUCUCCCUGUCUCGAUUGCCUCUGCCUGAUGAAGGGAAGGAAGUGUCUACCAGAGCGACGAAUGAUGAGAGGUGCAAAGUCCUGGAGCAGCGGUUAGAGCAGGGAACAGUGUUCACCGAAUAUGAGAGGAUUCUUAAGAGACGGCUGGUGGAUGGGGAGUGCUCCACCGCCCGCCUUCCUGAAAAUGCAGAGCGGAACCGGUUCCAGGACGUGCUUCCCUACGAGGACGCCAGAGUGGAGCUGGUCCCCACUAAGGAAAACAACACUGGCUACAUCAACGCUUCACAUAUUAAGGUCUCUGUUAGUGGAAUUGAGUGGGAUUAUAUUGCCACCCAGGGUCCAUUACAGAAUACCUGUCAGGAUUUCUGGCAGAUGGUAUGGGAGCAGGGCGUUGCGAUUAUAGCGAUGGUGACGGCGGAAGAGGAGGGUGGGAGAGAGAAGAGCUUCAGGUAUUGGCCACGACUUGGUUCCAGGCAUAACACUGUCACCUAUGGAAGGUUUAAGAUCACCACCCGAUUCCGCACCGACUCUGGCUGCUAUGCCACCACAGGCUUGAAGAUGAAGCACCUCCUCACAGGACAGGAGAGGACAGUGUGGCACCUCCAGUACACAGAUUGGCCUGAGCAUGGCUGUCCUGAAGACCUCAAGGGCUUCUUAUCAUACCUUGAAGAGAUCCAAUCUGUUCGACGCCACACAAAUAGUACAGGUGAACCAAAGAGCCCCAACCCUCCACUGUUGGUCCACUGCAGUGCCGGAGUGGGAAGGACUGGCGUGGUCAUCUUGUCAGAGAUCAUGAUUGCCUGUCUGGAACACAAUGAGGUGCUGGACAUCCCGAGAGUGCUGGGUAUGUUGAGACAGCAGAGGAUGAUGCUGGUGCAGACCCUCUGCCAGUACACGUUCGUGUACAGAGCUCUCAUUCAGUUCCUGAAAAGCUCCAGGCUCAUCUAAGCUCCCACACUGCCCAGCCAUCACACUUGCUCCUCAUCACCUGAGCCAUGUGAAGAUGCAUCCGGAAAGGCCAUUAUGAAUAGCUACGCACUGAAGGCAACAUGCAAAGCACAAGGCUGAAGAAGGGGAUUUGGGACCUCAGAACUGUGCUGGAGGACAAACACGGACAUGACUUGGACAGGACAUAACUGUCCUGCCCUGGUCUGUCUGAUUUGCAGUACUUGCACACAUUUUGGAGAUUGUAUUUUCUAGACAAUUCUCUGUUUUACUGAAGCUAUGCUGGGUUAUUCUGGCAAAUCCUAAUGGCUCAUAGAUUUCCAUCUUAAGCUAGUUUUUGAUAAUGGAGUUUUAUGACUAAACUAUUUAGGGGUUUUUCUCAGCUAGAAACUGAACAUUCUGUGGGGAUGAUCCACAGAUUGAGCGGUCCUUACAUAACUUUGUAUUUAAAACCAUGUUGUUAUCUUUUGUUAUGUAAAAAGAAAAAACAAAACAAAAAACCCUUGGGUACUUCAUGGUCUGUUUACCGAGCCCAGAACUCUUAAUGAGAAGCUAAAAGUGUUAUUUUGAAGUAUGGAAAGCAUUUUUAUAUUCAGAAAAUUUUUUAUCCUAAAAAUUCUAUAUAUUUGUACCUUCUGUAUUUUCCAAACAAGAACUCAACUUGCUACAAUACUGAAACCAGUCAAUUCACACAGAAGAAACAAGAAUGAAGGCACAUUAAAAUAUAGGAGAAUCAGAUUCACUAUUUUUUUCAGUAUUAUUCAUAAAUCUAAAUGGGUUUGACCUUUUGGGAGUUGGAAAAAUGAAGUGUAAAACAAUGACAUAGGAUGGUUUUAAGCACCUUUGAAAAACAACCAUAAUCUGAGUUUUUAUAUAUGUAUUGCUUUAUAUUUAAGACAGUAAUGAUGGACAUUGUUUUAUAAACGUUUCAAAGAGAAGGAUUAGAGUAUGUAGGAUGACAAGGAAGAGUAAGUGGUUUGUGAUGUUAAGUGCUGGACAUCUUAGUCUUCACAAAAGCUGCAGUAUUACCUUACUCAGACUUAGCCCAGUUAGGAGAGUUGGGGCUUGGGAGUCUGAGGGUCGACCCCAGAGAAUUCACCGCCUCUCACUGUCCAGUUACUCUCAGUGGCUUAUUGUUUCCAUAGAAUCCUUCCACCAAAAUCUGUAGUCUCUCCCUCUCCCUCUCUACCUCUAUUCCUCUCCCCUCCCCUCCCUCUCUUUCUCUUCCAAAUUCAGGUUCAUGUUAUCAAAGAAACUUUGAAGAAGCCAGGUACUGGUGGCUCACGCCUGUAAUCCUCGCUACUCAGGGACCUGAGGUCUGAGGAUUGCAGU